This is a messenger RNA of Adelges cooleyi (spruce gall adelgid), 1910 nucleotides long. RefSeq lists its product as uncharacterized. Lineage: Eukaryota; Metazoa; Arthropoda; Insecta; Hemiptera; Adelgidae. The transcript is spliced from 4 exons. The record is from RefSeq and is a predicted model, not a curated record. Bases 133 to 1761 code for a protein of 542 amino acids.
ACUUAAGUGCGUGUAAUUAAUAUGUAAACCAAACGUUUUUCAUCAAAAAAAUGUACAUGAUUAUUUGAAUAUCGAGUCGGCUUUAUUAUGUUUUUAUAGGAUUGAUUCAACUACUUGGACUAGACUGACACCAUGAUUAAAAGUAAACUCUUAGUGGUCUCAAUAGUCACGGUGGUGGUCUUUAUCCAAAGCGUCAACUCCGAAUCAGACACAACUAAAUCGCUUACGAUUUCUGACAUCUACCAGACCACUGAAAAAUCGUUUUUAUCUAACGACAAAUCGUUGGGAGAAACCACCAUUAAACCAACGCCAACAGAAUCUUUAGGGCUCGUGGAUAUCGCCAAAAUACAAAUUUCAUCCACGAAUACAUCUUUGAAGGAGUCCCAUCAGGAGAACCAAGAACUCCCUGACUUGUUGGACGUAGCAGUUGAGAGUGAUGGAUUUAUUACAUUUUCAAACAACACCCAAGGGUCACCAUACAUCCAUAACGGCUCAAUAAACACUACUAAAAGCAAAUUACCGGUCAUAGGUAGAUCUCUAGACACUGGAACGGUAAACGAUCAUUCAAUGGAAAUUCUAGCUGAAACCUCGUUAUCAAGUAUUAACUCAUCGCCGUUUUUUGGUCGUGGCAAAUUCGUUAAAAACGCAUACAACAGUAAAUCUGACUAUGAUAUGGCACUGGACCGUCAACAGGAGGGAAAUUUUAUCGUCAACGCCGAUGUAUACAAAACGAGCAGACAAUCCAAUAAAUACAACGAGCCGGCUGUAAUCGAAACCGAUAUAACUGUACACGAAGACGAGACACCGCCCGCUUACGGUAACCCGUACGAACCCGACCAGGGUAAUGGUUACGACUCGGGUUACAGCGGCGGUAACAGCGGAUAUGUCUAUGGCGAUCAGAGUGGAGCAAACGGCGGAUAUGGCGGUCACGGUGGCGGAAGUGGCGGAUAUGGCGGUAACAAACACAAUAUGGUCCAUAACGGUUGGUCAGGUGGCCAAAACCACGGUGGAUACCACCACUACGACCGUCCGACCAUUCCGAUGCACACGUACAGUCACCCGGUGCCUAUUAUAGCCGAAUACCGUCGACCGCACCAUCACAAGUCGAUGAUCGACUGGCACAAGAUUGGCAUUUUGGCCCUUCUGAAAAUCGGACUCGUCAAGUUGAAAAUAUUCGCCUUCCUCAAAACUGUGUUCAUGUUGCUGCUUAAGCUCAAACUGUUUUUGAUCGCGUUGUUUUUCAAGUUUCUGUUGCUGUUGAAACUCAUGAAGUUCCUAAAACUACUCCUGGUACCUUUGCUCCUGUUGGCGCUUUCGCCUCUGCUCCUGCCACUGCUCUUGCCGCUGAUACUUAUGCCGCUGUACCGGCUGUUUACGCUGCUCACAGAACCGGUGUUGGUGCCGAGCAGUGCCAACGGCACCGCGUCGAGUAUUACACGAAGCCAGCUCGAUCCGCUACGGAUGGUCGAUCCGGGAAUGAUCGAGUUCCGCAAUGUAUUGCAAUCCGAAAAAUGCGUCCAAAGAAUUGCCUGUAGAAUGGCUACUACCGAACAAUCGGGCAUAGCUUCCUCGUGGAUAAAUUGGGUGUUGCGUCGAGUGACAAAGUAUUUUUCCAACAAAACUCUGGAAACUUACCUGACAACAUACGAAGACGUCAAUGAUUAUUUGUACAAGAAAUCACCGGUUCCAAAAGAUUGGUCGAGUUGGUGCAGAGAACGUUACGAUUGCAACAAUAGCGAAAAUACAAUUAGCAAAAAAUAAAUGACAAUACGUUUUAUUGCGACGUAAUAAACAACUAAUUUUUGAACAGUAACACCGAUACCUAUGUUGUAAAUACACGAGUACACUAUUAUAUUAGGUACCUAUUGAUACGCGAAAAUCAUCCUUAAUUGUGUUUUUUUUAUUGAUAU